UUAAGGGAGGGAGGAUGGGGGGGAGAGGCAGGCACUAUAUAAAAGAAGCUGCCCUGAGAUUUCUAAAAUUCAUACAAAAACUUCCUAAGUAAGGAAACUUACCAGAUUUGGCACCUCAUCUUCAGCGAUGGACCCAGAAGCAACCUCAGUUUAUUUGGAUUAUUUUUAUGCUACAAGCCAAAAUCCUGAUUUUGAGGAGAUCCACUCCCAUGUUCCUUAUACAUCUGUCUUCCUUCCUAUCUUUUACGCAGCUGUGUUCCUGAUUGGAGUGCUGGGGAACCUCGUUCUCAUGAGUGCAUUGCAUUGCAAACGGGGCAGCAGAAGACUGAUCGACAUCUUUAUCAUGAACCUAGCUGCCUCUGACUGCAUUUUCCUUGUCACAUUGCCUCUCUGGGUGGAUAAAGAAGCAUCUUUAGGACUGUGGAGAACGGGCUCUUUCCUGUGCAAAGGCAGCUCCUACCUGAUCUCAGUCAACAUGCACUGCAGUGUCUUCUUGCUCACUUGCCUGAGCAUUGAUCGCUACCUGGCCAUUGUGUGUCCAACCAUAUCCAGGAAAUUCAGAAGGAGAGACUGUGCGUAUGGAGUCUGUGCCAGUGUCUGGUUUAUCUCCUGCCUUCUGGGUUUGCCUACUCUUCUGUCCAGGGAGCUCACCCUGAUUAACAAUAAGCCAUACUGUGCAGAGAAGAGGGCCACUUCCAUUAAACUGGCUUGGGCCCUGGUGGCCUUAAUUUUUACCUUUUUUGCUCCUUUGGUGAGCAUUGUGACCUGCUACUGUUGCAUCACAAGGAAGCUGUGCAUCCAUUACCAGCAGUCAGGAAAACAUAACAAAAAGCUGAGGAAAUCCAUAAAGAUCAUCUUUAUUGUUGUGGCAGCCUUUGUCGUCUCCUGGUUGCCCUUCAAUAUUUUCAAGCUCCUGGGCAUUGUCUCGGGAUUGCAGCAAGAACUCUACUUUUCCUCAGCUGUUCUCCAGCUGGGCAUGGAGGUGAGUGGGCCCUUAGCAUUUGCCAACAGCUGUGUCAACCCUUUCAUUUACUAUAUCUUUGACAGCUACAUCCGCCGAGCCAUUGUACACUGUUUGUGCCCUUUCUUGAAGAACUAUGAUUUUGCGAGCAGCAGCGAGACAUCAGAUAGUCACCUCACUAAGGCUCUCUCCAACUUCUUGCAUGCAGAGGAUUUUGCCAGAAGGAGAAAGAGGUCUGUGUCACUCUAAAAGAGACUGUGCCAUUUCAAGCUCUGUUGGUGAAUCGAAAAGUUAAUUUGGG
Messenger RNA from Pteropus alecto (black flying fox), 1262 nucleotides. It is a transcript of the gene GPR15, whose product is annotated as G protein-coupled receptor 15. The transcript has a single exon. Gene Ontology annotation, cellular component: membrane. The record is from RefSeq and is a predicted model, not a curated record. The coding region runs from base 128 to 1210 and encodes 360 amino acids. Lineage: Eukaryota; Metazoa; Chordata; Mammalia; Chiroptera; Pteropodidae. Gene Ontology annotation, biological process: immune response; G protein-coupled receptor signaling pathway. Gene Ontology annotation, molecular function: G protein-coupled receptor activity.